Molecule: messenger RNA, 1154 nt
Organism: Plectropomus leopardus (leopard coralgrouper)
Lineage: Eukaryota; Metazoa; Chordata; Actinopteri; Perciformes; Serranidae
Gene: stoml3a
Product: stomatin (EPB72)-like 3a
Cellular component (GO): plasma membrane
Source: RefSeq, a predicted model, not a curated record
UGGACGUGAAUAUUAGAGUAUAAUGGAAAAGCACAAGAGCUGAACUUUAGGCUCUCCAUGACAGGAGCUAAAUAGAAGCUGGUUCGCUCCAUGGUUCAUGUUACACGUUGGCACUGACUGGAUGGGUCCAGGAGUCACACACCAAGAGGGAGUAUGAGUUUGUGUGUGUGUUUUGUGUGUGUGUCAGCUGAAGGGGGACGGGGACAUGCCACCCACAGGGAGUUCAGACAGGUAAACAGGUACCGCGCUGCUUCACUUGCUCCAUCACUCCGACAACAUACUCACUAAUGAUCUCAACGACAUCCAGCACAGCCGAGAUGGUUACACAGGGUAAACUUCAGAUCACCACCGCGGAGAAUGUAGAAGACAAAAACUCAGGGAGGCUGGGAUGUUUCGGUUGGCUGUUGGUCAUCAUAUCCCUUCUUUUUAUAAUAGGAACCUUCCCCAUCACAUUAUUUUUGUGUAUUAAGAUCGUGAAGGAGUAUGAGCGAGCUGUCAUUUUCAGACUUGGCCGGAUCACAGACAGGAAACCUAAAGGGCCAGGACUUUUCUUUGUUCUGCCCUGCACUGACACCUUCGUGAAGGUCGAUCUCAGAACUGUGUCUUUUGACAUCCCUCCACAAGAGAUUCUGACCAGAGACUCAGUGACAGUGUCUGUGGACGGUGUGGUGUACUUCCGUGUACACUGCCCCAUCUCAGCUGUGGCCAAUGUGUCCAACGCACACUCAUCUACACGGCUGCUGGCUCAAACCACCCUGAGGAAUGUACUCGGUACCAAAAACCUUGCAGAGCUGCUGUCUGACAGAGACGCCAUAUCACUCAGCAUGCAGGAAGCUCUGGAUGAUGCCACUGAUCCGUGGGGCAUUAAGGUGGAGCGCGUAGAGAUCAAAGAUGUGAAGUUGCCUCUGCAGCUGCAGAGAGCCAUGGCAGCAGAGGCAGAAGCCAGUCGGGAGGCCAGAGCGAAGAUCAUUUCUGCUGAGGGAGAGAUGAAUGCUUCCAGGGCUCUGAAGGAAGCCUCUCUGAUCAUCGCAGAGUCACCCUCUGCUCUCCAGCUGCGAUAUCUGCAGACCCUCAACACCAUCGCAGCAGAAAAGAACUCCACCAUCAUCUUCCCUCUGCCCAUAGAUAUACUACAGAACUUUAUGAAGAAGUAG